Molecule: messenger RNA, 2414 nt
Organism: Pyrus x bretschneideri (Chinese white pear)
Lineage: Eukaryota; Viridiplantae; Streptophyta; Magnoliopsida; Rosales; Rosaceae
Product: O-fucosyltransferase 10-like
Exons: 10
Coding region: 126-1853 (575 amino acids)
Source: RefSeq, a predicted model, not a curated record
GCUGGAAGUUGGAACUCUGUGUCAAAGGAAAAACCCGUAUUCUCUUUUUCCACUCUCUCUUUAUUUCUCAAGAAUUGUCUCUGCUUUUUCUCUCUCUAAACUCACACACACUCACACUUCACUUGAUGGGAAUGAAAGCAAAGGCCCACCACCACCAUUACAAUGCUAGUGGUGGUGGUGGUGGUGGAGGCAACGGCAGUGAGAGCAGCAGCAGCACCUCACCUAGCCCACCUCCGUCGCCGCGCCGUCACUCUACAGUCCCUCACUGCCGCCGGAAGCUCCGGACAAAACCCAUCUCCAUCGUCUCCAGUUUUCUUCUCCUCCGCCGAUUCCUCCGCUUACUGGUGGUUCUUCCCCUGCUAUACGUCUCUGGCCUGCUCAUGUGUGUGGGCCCGUUCUCUGGUCUACUGGGUCAUACCCCUCUUCCCGGUUCCGUUUACCGAAGUCACGAGAUGUUUCAGCUGCUCUGGCCUCACAUUCAGGCCGAUAAUUCCACUCCGAUUGAGUUGUCCUCUGUAUGGAGAUUCAGAAGGAAGUUGAAAGAGCAGAAGCCUUGCCCACCUUCAGCUUCUGGACUACAAUUAGAUUCCCUAGGCCUUACUGGUUACUUGAUUGUGGAGGUUAAUGGUGGCCUUAACCAACAACGCUCUGCGAUUUGCAAUGCUGUGGCCCUUGCUGGUCUUUUGAAUGCAGUUUUGGUUAUUCCUCACUUUGAAUUCCAUAACGUUUGGAGGGAUCCGAGCACUUUUACUGAUAUAUACGAUGAAGAUCAUUUCAUAGCCACCCUUGAAGGCCAUGUUAAAGUGGUUAAAGAACUUCCGGAGAUGCUGAUGGAUAAAUAUGAUCACAACAUCUCUAACAUACCAACCCUUCGUGUCCAAGCUUGGGCUCCUGUCCGUUAUUACACAGGAGAAGUUUAUCCUGUUCUGCAGAAGCAGGGGGUUAUCCGCAUAGCUCCAUUUGCUAAUAGAUUAGCAAUGAAUGUCCCACCUCCUAUUCAGCAUUUGAGAUGCCUCGCUAAUUAUGAAGCAUUGAAAUUCUCUUCUGCCAUAUCAAAUUUGGCAAAUAAACUAGUCGAACGAAUGACUGAAAUGAGUUCAAGGACCGGUGGAAAGUACGUUGCAGUCCACCUCCGUUUUGAGGAGGACAUGGUGGCAUUCUCGUGCUGUUUGUAUGAUGGAGGAGAGGCUGAAAAUGUCGCAAUGAAUUCAAUUCGACAAAAAGGAUGGGGAGAGAAGUUCAAGAGAAAAGGCCGCGUAACUCUACCUGGUCUCAACAGGAUUGAUGGAAAAUGCCCACUUACCCCCUUGGAGGUUGGAAUGAUACUACGGGGUAUGGGAUUUGAUAACAGCACUUCAAUUUAUUUAGCCUCUGGGAAAAUAUACUGGGCGGAGAAACAUUUGGCUCCUCUGCUCAAGUUGUUUCCCUAUCUGCAUACCAAGGAGUCUCUUGCAACCCCAGAUGAGCUUGCUCCUUUUGAGGGUUAUUCUUCAAGAUUGGCAGCUUUGGAUUAUACAGUAUGCUUGUUUAGUGAGAUUUUUGUAACAACACAAGGUGGGAACUUCCCACAUUUUCUAAUGGGUCAUCGGAGAUUCCUCUAUGGUGGGCAUUCCAAGACUAUUAUACCUGAUAAGCGCAAGCUUGUUGUUCUACUGCAGAACAUGAGUAUGAGUUGGAAAGAUUUCAAACUUGAGAUGGAAGCAAUGCUCACAGAAAGUGACCGCAAGGGAAAGAUAAUACCGAGAGUGAAAAAGUUCACACGAAAAUCUUCUGUAUACACAUACCCUUUGCCAGAGUGUAGUUGUCUCCAAAAGCACAACAACACUCAGAUUGUACCAUCUACACAUUCUUGAUUCUUUGUGACAAAGCUAUGAGAAAUGGAAAAACAAACGUGGUGCUUCAAAAGCAUCUUCCACGAGUGCCAUCAUCAGUCAUAAGCUUACAUUGGGGGCUCUAGCCUCUUCCCUUCUGUGGACUUUGAAGAGAGGCUCGUUGCUCCGAAGCCUGUUGGGAAAAUGUAGAAAGUAUUUUCAGCAGCAGGUUUUCCAAUUUUGAUUUCCUCAUCCCAUGUGAUUCAUUCUUCCCCUUUUGUAUGGAGGUGUUGGAUCUCGUAGUUGGACAGAGCUGAAGUGCAAGCCUUCUCUGGCAAUGUUGGGGCAUUGCUCAACAUUUGUCGCACAUAGAUUGAUAUAAAGCAUAUAAGUUUUCGGGUGGAUAUAUCUAGCAUAUAAGGAACCUAGGGAUUGACAGUUUGUUUUGCAGUUUGGUUCUUUCUUGUUGUCCAAGGCAUUCCUGAGUACAUAAUGCUAAUACUUUGUACUUGCAAGUUUUUGGCCAUUGUAUUGUAUCGUUGUAACAAUUUUGAUAUAGCAAAAUUUUGAUAUGUGAAAAAACUUGAGCUCUGUUUGGAUGCA